This is a messenger RNA of Caenorhabditis briggsae, 3024 nucleotides long. NCBI's taxonomy places the organism in Eukaryota, Metazoa, Nematoda, Chromadorea, Rhabditida, Rhabditidae. The coding region runs from base 1 to 3024 and encodes 1007 amino acids. The transcript has 6 exons. The record is from RefSeq and is a predicted model, not a curated record. Gene Ontology annotation, molecular function: protein dimerization activity.
AUGCAAUCCAAAUUGGAACGUCCAAUUUCGCAGUAUUCCUACUUUUAUUAUGAUGGUCGAAGUCAAACAAUUGCGGCGAACAGACGUUGUAAAGGUCAGAAUAUUCUUGAAUUCGGCUUUUUUCUCUUCAGUGUUGCAUGCGAAAACGUUCUCGAACGUGGUAACUCGACAAACACAAUGAGCAGCGAUUGUAGCAGUGCAGAUACUGACGGACCCCCAGAGACAAAACGAUUUCGGAUUGAUAUGAAUACUCAGGCCGGCCUCGAUGUUCCAUCAGUCUCCACUAACUGUGCAGUCGGCGGUGAAGCAUCCCAAGACGGACAGUCCCCCGCAGGUCCCUCUUCAGCCAGCUAUCGUUCCUCUAACAGCAGUGUCAUCUCAUCAUCAGAAUCACCGAACAAAGUAGAAGACGUUGAUGUUGGGCCUGAAGAGGAGGAUGAACCAGAAGACAUGGAAAUGGAUGGGAAUGAUAUUGGAGCUACUGGAACCAUUGUCAACAAUUCGGAGAUUUUUGAAAUGCUCAACAAAACCUUUGGAGGAGUUUUCAAUUGUGAUCUGGAGGGAAUCAUGCGACCAAAUGCACUUUUACACUCAUCCUCUCCACCUACACCAGUUCAGUCAGUUGUUCCUGGAGCAAUCACAGUGGCUCAGAGCCCAGCAGCUCAACUCUUCGCAAAUGAUGACUGGAGUUGGCAUCGGAAUCCAGCUGCAUCGAUUCGUAGUGGUGGAACUAACAAACAAACUCCUGUCUGGAAAUACUUUGUCUACAAUAAGGCUGAAAACUUGAGCAGAUGCAUCGUUGGAGAUUGUACGUACAUGUUGAAAGGACCACAUACGUCUACUUUGGCAUGCCAUUUGAAGAAACACACUCGGGAAUAUUCAGAGUUCCAAAAACUCAAGACCGAAUAUUCUCGCACAAAGUUGGACCAAGUUCCGAAGAUUCCAGACGGAGCUCCUCAUCCAUUGACUCUUCAAACUCAGAAUGGUACAAGACAAACUGGAUCUCCUGCAUCAACAUGCAAUACAAAUACCAAUUCUUCUUCAUCUGCUUCCUCUGGAUCUGCAUCUGGACCUACUUCUGGAUCCAAUUCUACUAUGGAUUUGAGCAUGAAGAAACCAAAAAAGGAACCGAGUUCUACCAAAUUAAACGAGAUGUUGUUGAAUGGUCUUCGUCAAGUUUCCGCCACCAAUUCGACUGGAUCCCCGCCAACUACUCCCCAGCAGCCUCCUCCAAUGAUGCCAAACUUUGUGACCAAUAUGAUGCUCCAGAUGAAUCCAUUGCACAUGAUGUUGGCUCAGACACUUCCAGCUGCCAAUCCACCAACCUCUACAAGUGCGACGAACACUGGAUUGAAUGCUCUUCAACAAGCCGGAUUUGCUCUGGCUGCUAAUGGACAAAUCAUUCAGUCAAAGAAAUGGAGAAACGAUGAGAAGAAGCAGAAAGAGCUUUCUUCGAAACUCGCUUUGGCACUUGCCACGUCACACAUCGAUCCGGAAAUCCUCCAAAAUCCAUUGUGGAAAGAGUUCUUUGAAAUGGCCCAGCCGAAAUUCACAAUUCCAACUGGUUCUCAAUAUGAAACCAUUGUGAAUUCAUUUGCUCAGAAAUUGGUCCAAUCUGUGAAAUCCCAACUUUCCACCACCAAAAAACUCAAUCUUCUGCUCGAUAUCACCAAGAUAACAGCUGAUAUUUCACGAGUAACAAUAUCAGCCGCGAUUCCUGUUGGAUCUGGAAACAGCUAUGAUACUCAAGUGAUUCUUCUUGCUUUCCGUAAUAUCGGCGGAACUCAAUCAGAAGAUUUGAACGCAGUUUUUGUGAAAGUUCUGGAAGACUACAGUAUCUCUCCAUCGUCGAUAAAUCGUGUCAUUUGUUCUGGGCUCAAUGAAAUCACCGAAAAUACUGAACUUCCGAAACAAAUGGAAUCAUUCUCCUCUCGACUUUCCCAUUGCUUCCAUACAUGGAUCAAAUCAUCUCCAACUCUUGAAUCUCUCCGAAAGAAUAUUUUCACCAUGGUUUUCUCCUAUCUCACAGCUCCAGGUGCAAUGCAACGUGCCAGUCAAAUGCUGAAGACCAAAUUCGAGUUGCCUGUGACCGAGAGCUUCAGUUUCAUAAUCGAAGAUCUUCUCACCCAUCGGGAAAUCUACCAAUUGAAAAUGGAAGGUCUUCAGCCAAUUUCAGAUCGCGAAUGGAACAAAGUUAUUGGAAUCCACAGUAUCAUGAACAUCUUCAAACCACUGAUGAACUACACAACAGAAAUGACUACUGUGGAUACAGUAAUCCCAACAAUUGUUCAAAUCAAAAAUGUUCUAGAAAAGGAUGUCUAUCAACUUGGAGAAAUCGGUUCGGAUCUUUUGUCGUCUUUGAAACAAACGGUCGCAUUUAUCAUGGAUCCAGAACACGAGCAGUUCGAUUCCACAUACAUUCAGGCGACUGCUCUGAAUCCACAAAUGGCUGUAACUCUGAACUCGGAUCAAAUGUCACUCGCCAAAUCACUAAUCGAAUCAGAAAUCUCGAAGAGAUCCAAGAAUUUGAAGAAGGUUCAAAAUGUGAAGAAACUUGCAAUGGGAGUAGAUUCGUUGCUUGCCAAUGUCCUGAAAAAAGGAGAUGGAUCCGAUGGAGGAGCAUGUGAUGCAUUGUCCAUUUAUGGAGAUUUAUUCCAAUCAAUCACUGCCGGAAAUAGCUCUGAAUCGAAGGAGAAUGUUGUGAAUCAAUACUUUGAUGAAAUUUCCACUGCGAAUUCCGUCGAGAGUAUGUUCAUGCUUCGAACCUUCGGAAAUCCGAUGCAAGCCCCACUGUCCUAUUGGAAAUCGUGCUCUUCUCGAUGCUCCGAACUCUCCGAACUUGCCACCGAACUCCUCUCAAUCCCAAUUUUUACUCUUACUACUGAAAAAGUUCUAAGCUUCUCUCCUUCUUCAUCCACAUUGAAUACUAAUCUUAUCCUUACCAAUUUGAAUUCUUGUGAGCAAUUUGAAAAACAAUUACUACUCCGUUUCAACCGUCAAAUUGUUGCUAAACUCUUCAGUUAG